Messenger RNA from Rubroshorea leprosula, 1628 nucleotides. Lineage: Eukaryota; Viridiplantae; Streptophyta; Magnoliopsida; Malvales; Dipterocarpaceae. The record is from the annotation of a GenBank genome assembly.
AAUCCAUGUGGUUUUCACCUUAGUCCACUUGGCAAGAAUCUAAUCCUACUACUAUGAGUAAUUCACCAAACCAAAUCUCUAAUUUCUUGCCCACUGCUGCAACCGUCCCAUCUACUUCGCCUCUUUCCUCACAACCACCAUCUCAUCCCCAAAUUCAACACUUACCUGCAUCACCUACAAUUGAUACAUCCUCCUCCUUGUCCUCAGUUGACCUCACCUCCACAUCUAAGACUCCAUCUCCGAAUCAACCAUCAUCCUUAGACAACUCACCUCCAUCAUACCCUGAUGUUCACCCCACAAUAUCUACCUCACCUUCUCCUCCACCAAUACCACCACCCACCAAAACUCACUCCAUGAUCACACGUUCCCAAAACCAAAUCUUUAAACCCAAGCAACUUUAUCUUGCAGAAACACCUUGUUUUGAAAGUGAGCCAACAUGUGUAAGUCAAGCACUGAAAGAUCAUCAAUGGAGGCAAGCCAUGUCUGAGGAAUUCAAUGCAUUGGUGAGUCAAGGUACGUGGGAUCUUAUUCUUCUUGCACCUAAUCAAAAUGUUAUUAGCUAUAAAUGGGUUUUCAGGGUGAAAAGAGGUAAGGAUGGACAAGUUGAACGCUAUAAGGCUAGACUAGUGGCUAAAGGCUUUCAUCAAAAACCAAGAUCAGACUACUUUGAAACAUUUAGUCCUGUUAUCAAACCGACAACCAUCUGGAUAGUUCUAUCCAUUGCAGUGAGCAGAGUAGGAUUCAUUGAUCCUAAUCUUCCAUACCAUGUAUGCCAGUUGCGCAAAGCCCUCUAUGAGCUUAAACAAGCCCCAAGGAUGUGGUUUAGGGAACUAAAAGACUUUUUAGUUUCGCAUGAUGAUAUCCUUGUCACUGGAAGCAAUCCUAAAGCUAUUGACAACUUGAUUACUGCAAUGGAUUCCAAAUUUUCCUUGAAAAACCUUGGUCAAUUGGACUUCUUUCUUGGGAUGGAAGCUAUUCAAGCUGCCUUUGGUCUAUUUCUUUCACGAAAAGGUCUAUCCAAGACAUCUUGCAGUGCACAAGCAUGGAGAAUGCAAAGGCAGGCUUUAGCAGCAACUAGCUCUGAGGUUGUUUGGGUCUGCAAUCUUCUUCAUGAACUUGGUGUCUAUCAAUCCACACCACAUGUGCUCUAUUAUGACAAUCUUGGUGCUACCUAUCUUAGUCGCAAUCCUGUCAUGCAUUCACGUAUGAAACACAUUGCUAUUGACCUCCACUUUGUUCAUGACUUCAUGGAUCAAAAACUUCUCCACGUUUCCCACAUCUCUUCUAAGGAUCAACUAGCUCAUGGACUUACAAAACCAUUGUCAAGCAAUCAUUUCAUUUCUUUGCGGUCCAAGAUUGGAGUCACAGAUGGUUCCUCCAUCUUGCGAGGCCAUGUUAAGGAAAGAAUCAAUUCAUGAGCAAUCUUUGAUCUCCAUUCAAUUAUUUCUGUAUUAUUGUAAAUAUUAUUCAUAUCUUUUAUUUCCUUUUGUAGUAAGGUUAUUAGGACGCAAGGCAUAUACUCCCUAUAUAUAUUUGUACAGCAUACAACUUGAUAGAAAUAUGAAAACUAUUUCAGCAAUAUUCCCCAUUGUCUCUGUUUUAAGUGCUAAUACACAUAACCCUACAUU